Messenger RNA from Culex pipiens pallens (northern house mosquito), 1183 nucleotides. RefSeq names its product zinc finger protein 311-like. The transcript is spliced from 4 exons. The record is from RefSeq and is a predicted model, not a curated record. Bases 115 to 1086 code for a protein of 323 amino acids. Gene Ontology annotation, molecular function: zinc ion binding; DNA-binding transcription factor activity, RNA polymerase II-specific; RNA polymerase II transcription regulatory region sequence-specific DNA binding. Gene Ontology annotation, biological process: regulation of transcription by RNA polymerase II. Gene Ontology annotation, cellular component: nucleus. NCBI's taxonomy places the organism in Eukaryota, Metazoa, Arthropoda, Insecta, Diptera, Culicidae.
AGUUUUUACGGUUUCCCGCGUGGGCGUCAUCGUUGCCGAAGGUCGCUGCCGCAGCUUUUGGAAGGCCGAGUUACGUAGAAUCGCAGGAAUCCAGGCGCCAAGACCGAUUUCGUGAUGUCCAACGGGUUGCUUUCCGAAAGGCAGCGCCUGUGCCGGUUGUGUCUCACCAACCAGGGCGAGAUGUUCCCGAUUUUUGGCGGCGAAAUACCCGAUUUGGCCGAGAAGAUUUACGACUGCACUACGGUAGAGGUCUACAACAUUGACGGUCUUCCGGCCCUAAUUUGUCAGCAGUGCCAGGCAAAGAUCGUCAUUUGCAACAGUUUCUUGCGGAGUUGUCAGAAAGUGGACCGACUGUUUGGACCAAAGUUCCGGCAGCACGAGCAGCCAAAGGUCCCCGGCAAGGUUGUGGCCAACGGAGCCGUUGUUCCGGCCAAGAGUCCCGUCUUGGAUCGCUUGAAAAAUGAUGACAAACUUCGGCGCCAAUCGGUCAACGAAGACCGGAAGGAUGACAUCAAACGCGUGAUCAAGAAACGCCUGUCGGAGGAAUCACACGUGGCCAACACUUCGAUGGAGCUGUUGGCGGUCAAAAUUGAACAAUCGAUCAAGAACGAGCUUGACCAGCAGAUCGAGGUGGACGGGAGGCAGAAGUGCUCCAAGUGUGGGCUCUUGGUGCAUAAUCUCCGCCAGCACAAGCAACUUCACGCGACGGUUGGCAAGCACGUUUGUGGAAUCUGUAACAAGACGUUCCCGAAGCGAUUUCUGCUGAAAUAUCACGCCAACUCGCACACGGGAGAGAAGCCCUACGAGUGCACGGAGUGUGGCCAACGAUUUUCCUCCCCGACAAAUCUCUACAGGCACAAGCAAAUUCACAGCGGUUCCGGCACCUAUCACCGCAGCGAGGAGGACCAGCGGUUCCACUGCAACGUUUGCCACUGCGUGUUCAAGCACCGGAAUCUGAUUUUUUCACACAUGCGCGCCAUCCAUCGCGAGCGGAAGUUCCCGUGCGACACCUGCGGAAAAGCGUACUUCACGCGCGAGUACUUGAAUAAGCACUUGAGAUUGGUUCACCGUUCUUCGGAUAAGUAGAGAUUACGACCGCUUUGCAAGAAUUUGUCAAACUUACCGCAAUUCUAGAUAAGCGACGCGACUGAAAUAUCAAAUGAAUUCUCUGUUUAUAUCUUAA